Molecule: messenger RNA, 14300 nt
Organism: Chlamydomonas reinhardtii
Lineage: Eukaryota; Viridiplantae; Chlorophyta; Chlorophyceae; Chlamydomonadales; Chlamydomonadaceae
Exons: 43
Coding region: 381-13307 (4308 amino acids)
Cellular component (GO): membrane
Source: RefSeq, a predicted model, not a curated record
GAGAGACGUUUUGUGCUUACAAAGCAAAAGCCAACUGAAUUUUCUGUGACUGCUCACGUUGAAACUGUCCAAACUUGGUCAUGUCAGGGUAUAUGUUGACAAAUGAAUAAAUAAUGCCCGGUUGGGCAGAAAACCGUAGAACGGCCUCGGCUUCAAGUCAGCUUAAAGCUGGUCGGCUGGCGAUUUCGGAAAUGUCGGAAGUAUGCAUGUCCCGGCAAUUGCAGGCAAAGAGCGAUGCUGUCGACAGCCGAUGGACGAGGAGCCAUUCUCACGUAAAUGCGCCAAUUUACUGGCACACCGGCGUGCGCGGACAAGCCCUGGAGUUUCUUGCUGUCGUCUGCAUACUCGCGCUGGCUGGCUCUCCAGUGUGUCAGGCUGGAAUGACAGGCCUGGCGCUGCCGCCUCUGGACCUGGGCGCCGCGCAGUACGGCGGCGCCUGGGCGGCGGCCUCCUCGGGCGUGUUCACGGACCUCAUGCGCCACAGCGGGUCGCCGAUGGGGUGCGGGCAGCGCAGCGCGGCGGCGGGCAUCGCGCCCAACGGCACAUGGAGCUACCUCAACCCGCAGCUCAUCACGUGGAGGCCGGACGGCUACCCGGCAGGCCUGAGUCCACCCGCCGGCACCCUGUGGAGCGCCACCGCCGUCAUUGCGCCCGGCCCCGGCCCCGGCCACUACAGUCCGGGGCGCUAUGUGCUGCUGUGGGACGGCAGCGGCACGGUGGUGGCUGACGGCGACGCCGCCUAUCCCCCCCUGGAGUCGGCACCGGGGCGGCAGCUGCUGGACCUACUGCCCGGCCGGGGCAACGGCACCGGCCUCCGGCUGCGGCUGGUGGCGUCCGCGGCCUCCGACCCACUGGUGCGGCUGCGGCUGGUGCCGGCGGCCCUGGAGGCGGGGGCGGCGUACGAGGAGGCGCCCUUCACACCCACCUUCCUGCAGCUGCUGAGGGGCAUUCCGCUGCUGCGCCUCACGGCCUGGAUGCGCGCGGGCACCGACCCCAACAGCCCCCGCACUGCGCCGCGCGACUGGGCGACGCGCACCACACUGGCACACGCCUCACAGGUUCGUGACGCUGACGGUGUGGCUGUGGAGCUGCUGGUGGGCCUGGCCAACGCCGUCAACGCCUCGGUGUGGCUCAGCCUGCCGCGGGCCGCAGCCGCCGACGACGCCUACGUGGCGGGCAUGGUGGGCGCCGUGGCGGGCGGGCUGCGGCCGGGGCUGGGGGUGGUGGUGGAGUACGGCGCGGAGGGGCCGGGCUGGCUGGGGCCGCACCUGCCCAACGCCACACGCCUGCUGGCGGCGGUGGCGCGGCGGGUGUGGGCGGCGGCGGGCCGGCCGGCGGCGCAGCUGCGGGUCAUCCAGGCGGUGCCGGCGGCCGAUGUGCUCGCGAACGAGGUGGAGGGCGCGGGCGGCGACCUGAGCCACCUAGACGCACUGGCCGUGCCCGCCACCUUCGGCGGCCGCAGCCACUGGGUGUGGCCGGGGCUGGACUGCCCCACGGGCUGGGCCGACCCGGCCUUCCUGGCGGCGCCGCAGCGGGCGGCGGGCGCGUACGGGCUGGAGGAGGCGCUGGGAUACAUACGCUCCUCUGUGCUGCACGCCGACGUGGCCUACCACCGGGUGCGGCAGCAGCUGGCGGCGCGCGGGCUGGGACUGCUGGGCUACGCGGCGGGGCCGGAGCUGACGGGGCCGAGCUACGGCGCCCGCGCCAACUACGACCGAGUGCUGCAGGCCUGUGGCGGGUCCACCCCCACCUGGCCCUGCACCUUCACCGGCCCCUACCCGCCCUGGGGCGGCCCCGCCAACACCACCUGGUCGGACGCCGCCGCGCUCGCCGCCAGCCUGCGGGGCGCCCUGGCCGCCAAUGCCAGCCGGGAGACGGACAUGGAGGCGGUGACACGGGCGGCGCGACAGCACAGCAGCAUGUACGACAUGACCGCCGACUGGCUGUGGCGCUGGCACGGGCAGCUGGGCGGCGGGGACCUGGUGCUGGACCUGGGCCGCACCGCCGGCAGCUGCGACACAGCGCCCGGGCAGCGGGCGGGCGUGUAUGCGCCCGAGGAGUGCCGCACCCCCUCCCUGGUGGUUGCCUCGCCGGCCGACUCGCCCGUCUACCGCGCCCUGCAGGACUGGAUCGCAGCCACAGGCCGCGGCGGCGAGGGCGCCGCACCCGCCGACCCCACCUCACUGCCCGGCGCCCUGCCGCGUAGCGCCGCCACCGCGCCGCCCGCCGUGCCGCCCGCCGCCGCCUGCCCCGCCGCCUGCGUGUACGGCAGCUGUGUGGGCGGCCGCUGCAGGUGCUGGGUGGGCGCGGGCGGCCCCACGUGCGGCCAGCUGGCGGCGGCCAACGCCACCCCGGCAGCGUGCAACCCGGCCGUGGGCAUAAACCUGGAGGGUAUCUCGGACUGGUCCCGCGCCUGGACGUUCGUGGACGUGUUCAAGGCCGCACGCGACUGGAUCCACCAGUCCCUCACGCCCGGUCCCUGGUCCCUGGCGCCGCCCCUGCCCGUCAUCUCCUCCCCGGACGGCCCGGGCGGUGCGGCCGCGCUGGGCUACCCCGCCGCCCCGCUGCCGCCCGACAGCCGCGCCUCCACACUGGUGAUGCGGGACCUGCAGGGCCACAUCCCGGGCGGCGUGUACACAGUGUUGUGGGAGGGGCGGGGCGCGCUGGACUUCUCCAUGUCUGACGUGCGCGCGCUGCAGCUUGUGGAGGCGGGGCAUGCCCGCGUCACCUUCGCGCCUAGCUCUGACAUGAACAACGGCAUCCUUGUGUCCAUCGAGCGCUCCGACCCCGCCGACCCGGUGCGCAACAUCCGCGUACUCACACCCGGCUACGAGGCGGACGCGCUCAGUGGCGCCGCGCCCUUCCACCCCGCCCUGCUGCAGUGGCUGAGGCCCUUCGGCACACUGAGGUUCAUGGCCUGGUCUCGCACCAACGACGCCGACCAGCCCACCUCCUGGCCGCAGCGCCCCACCCCCGACACCGCCUGGUCCUACGCCGCCGCGCCCGGUGGUGUGCCGCUGGAGCUGCAGCUGCUGCUGGCCAACACACUGGGCGCCCAGCCCUGGCUGUGCCUGCCCGCAGCCGCCGACGACGACUACGUGGCCGGCAUGGCGGCGGCGGUGGCGGCCGGGCUGCGGCCGGACGUGGGGGUGGUGGUGGAGCUGGGCAACGAGCUGUGGCACACGGGGUUCCCCGGGGGGCAGUACGCACAGGCGCAGGGGCUGGAGAUGAACCUCACGGAGCAGGGGGACAGGUGGCCGGGCGGCCUGAACAACGAGGCCCGUCUGUGCUGGGUGGCGCACCGCACCGCCAACAUCAGCCGCAUGUGGCGGCAGGCCUGGGGGCGCGACCGGGCGGCGGCGCGGCUGCGGGUGGUGGUGUCGGCUCAGGCUGUGUGGCCGCUCACCACCGCCAAGCUGCUCAGCUGCGGCGGGCCGGCCGUGACGGAGCUGAUCGACGCCGUGGCCAUCGCGCCCUAUUUUGGCGCGUACGACCCAGCCCGCGACACCAACCUCACCACCUUCAUGACCGUCACGCUGCCGGCGCAGAUCGACGCGCUGCUGGUCCAGGUGCGGCAGCACGCAGCCGCCGCCGCCGCCGCCGGCAAGCCGCUGUGGGCGUACGAGGCCGGGCAGGGGCUGACGGGGGACGGCAGCAGCGCCGACCUGGCCAUACAGGCCAACCGGCACCCCGCCAUGUCCGGCCUCUACUCGCGCUACCUGUCCGGCCUCGUCUCCGCGGGUGUGAGCCGCAUCGUGCACUUCAGCAGCUUGGGCGCCGCCAGCCGCUUCGGCAGCUGGGGGCUGGCCGAGUGGCAAGACCAGGACCCAGCCACCGCGCCCAAACAGCAGGCUCUGUUGUCCUUCCUACACGACAACCUGCAGUGCCCUCUGCCGCCGCCGCCCGACCCCGCCGCCUGCCCCGCCGGCCCCGACCCCACCUCCUCCCCCUCCUCCUCCGGCGCACCCCCGCUGCUGCUGCCCUGCAGCGGCCGCGGCGCCUGCCUGGCGGGCGGGCGAUGCGCCUGCUGGUCGGGCUACAGCGGGGAGGCCUGUGGGGAGGCCACCUACACAGAGGUGUACGACUGCGGGUACAGGUGCACAUUCGACCAGGGCGUGUGCAACACCACCUCCGUGUCCGUGUCCGGCUCCGGCUCCAUCCGCACAUGGAGCUGCGCCUGCGGAGGGCCGCCCGGCCUCAUCGGCGGCCGCCACUGCAGCAUCGUCAGCUGCCCCAACGACUGCAGCUGGAACGGCGAGUGUGUGGACGUGGGCGUGUGCUCCUGCUACCCCGGAUACUCCGGACCCGACUGCUCCGCGGACUGCGGCUGCGGCGGACACGGCACCUGCGACGGCGCCGGCGGCUGCGUGUGCGAUGUGGGCUGGCGGCUGGCGGCGGGCGGCGGCUGCGAGUGGGACUGCAGCGGCUGCGCCCCCGGCACGGCCUGCGUGGGCCCCGGCGAGUGCGGCUGUGCCGACACGUGUGUGUACGGCGACUGCUUCCACGGCGCCUGCCGCUGCUGGGCCGGGUACGGCGGCGCCGGUUGCGACCUGGACGAGGUGGCGGCGGCGGCGGCGGGGCGGCCGGCGGUGCCGCGACUGAACCGCGGGUCGGGCGCGGGCGUCAACCUGGCCGGCCCCGCCCCCUGGAGCACGGAGUGGGUGUGGACGGACCUGAUGAAGGGCAGCAGCGGCUGGAUGACCGCCAACACCCCCGACACGGCUGCCGAGAACCCCUUUGACACGGGGGCGGCGCUGGAGCUGUGGCCGGGCAGUGGCUACCCGGCCCGACUGCCGCCAAACACGUACGCGCACGUGCUGCUGCAGCGCGACCUGCAGCUGCACGCCUGGCCGGGCCGCCACGUGCUGCUGCACGAGGGCGAGGGACGGCUGGACCUGGGCAUGGACGCCACAGUGGUCAGCAGGUCCAAGGGGCGGCUGGAGUUUGAGUUCCGGCCCUCCGCCGACCUGGCCUGUGCCGCCACCGGCGCGGCCUACUGCGGCGACAACGGCAUCUCGCUGCGCCUCACCGCCACCAACCCCGGCAACCCGCUGAGGGGCAUCCGCAUACUGCCCUCCGCACCGCCCGGAGCCGCCGCCUCCGCGGGCGGGCCGGGUGCGGGCGGCGCGUGGGAGGGGCGGUGGCGGCGCGCACCCUUCCACCCCUGGUUCCUCAAGAGCCUGGCCCGCUACCGGGUGCUGCGCUUCAUGACCUGGCAGGCCACCAACACGGCCGACUGGGCGCCGGCGGACGGCCGCACCGCCGCCGCCUCCACCUACUCGGGACCGGGGGCCACCCAGUGGGGGGCGCGGGUCACACCCGACUUCCACACCCAGGCCGUGUCCUCGCUGGGCGGUGUGGCUGCCGAGCACGUGGCCCAGCUGGCCAACCUGCUGGGCGCCGACGUCUGGCUGGCCGCGCACCACACCGCCGCCAACGACACGGUGGCGGCCGCGGCGGGGCUGCUGGCGGCGCGGCUGAGGCCGGACGUGGCCGUGUACGUGGAGCACUCCAACGAGGUGUGGAACCCGCUGUUCCCCGCCUACGGGUACGCAGUGGACCGCGGCCGGGCCCUGGGCCUGGCGCCGCCCUCCGCACCCAACACCACCGCCGCGUACCGCUACCACGCGCUGAGGACAAUGCAGAUUGGUGAGAUCUUCAAGGCCGCGUUCGCCAGUGCCCCGGGCGGCGGCUCCGGCCGUGUGCGAGUGGUGCUGGGCGGCUGGGGCUACCUGUGCGACGGCGGCGCCGGGUGCGGCCGAGUGCACAUGAACGAAACCCUGGGCUGGAGGGACACGGCGCAACAGGUGGACUACUACGGGGUGGCCGCCUACUGGGACUGCGGGGGUCUGGGCGGCAACGGCCCCGCGGACGUACUGCUGAGCGUGGAGCAGAUGAUCGCAAGGUGCAAUGCCUCGCUGCCAGCCGCCGCGGCCGCGGCCCGGGCGCUGGUGUCUGCGGCCUCGCCCUGGGGGGUGCCGCUCAUCACAUACGAGGCCGGGCCCUCGCUGGUGGAGGCCGCGGCGCUGCAGUCCGGCACCACCACCACACCCGGACUGGCAGCCAAGCUCACCGCCGCCAGCCGCCACCCGGCCAUGUACGGCCUGUACCGCAGCUACCUGGCGGCGGCGGUGGCGGCGGGGCUGGUGUCGGGCGGCGGCGAGGGGCGGCCGUACAUGCAGUUCGUGAGUACGGCACUGCCCAGCCAGUACGGCAGCUGGGGGCUGCAGGAGUACACGGGGCAGCCAGUGGCCGAGGCGCACAAGUACCGCGCCCUCAUGGACUGGCUGGAUGAGCAGUCUGACGCCAGCGGCCGCGCACUGCCGCCGCGCCGGCCGCUGUGCCUGGACCUCACCGCAGCGGGCGGCGCGGGCGCGGGCGUGUCGGGCUCUGCGGGCGGCGGCGGCGUGGGUCUGGGCGAGGGGUUGCUGUCGGGCCCCCCCGCGGUGUGGCUGCCCGCCGCCGGCUCCGUGUGGCUGCUGGGCCUCACGGCACCGGUGCGCUGGGCCACAGUGGGCUUCCCCACCACCAAUACCUCCGCCUCCAACCCCACCUCGUCCACUCUGGACAUCACGCUGUGGCGCGAGUCCGACUGUGUGCCGGCAGCGGCAGUGGGGGCCGCAGUGGGGGUGGGGGUGGGGGUGGGGUCCGCCGCGCCCAUGUCCGCGCAGCAGCGGCCCAGCAGCCAGGCGCUGCUGGUCCUGGCCUCGGGCCUGUCGGCCGCCGCCGCCGCCAGCGGCCGACUGGACGUGAGCCUGCCGCUGCCGGGCGAGGCGCCGGCGGCGCUGCUGGCGGCGCUGGCGGCGGCGGCGGCCCCCGGCGGCGCCGGCGGCCGGUUUUUUGUGCGGCUGAGUGACGGGCUGAGCGCCAACUACAGCGAGCCGUUCGACAUCGCGCCCGCCCUCACCUACACGGCGGACGCCGACUGGGGUGCUUGUGACUGCGCCGCCGCCCCCGCCCCCGCCCCCACCCAGCGCCGCAACCUCACAUGCACGCCGCACCCACGCGCGCCCGCGGGACUGGCGGCGGCGCUGACGGCGGCUGCCAGCACUUCAACGGGCGCCGCCGCCGCCGCGUCCCUGCUGCCGCAGCGGGAGCUGGCGCCCAUGCCUCAGCCCCGCUGCGGCACCUUCUACGUCCCCUGGAACCUGACGCAGCAGGGGGUGCCCGGCGACACCCGCUGCUCCUUCAACGCCGACACGGGCUGCCGCACCUUCCGCACCUCCAACACCGGCAUGUGGGCCUGGUCCGUCUUCAAGCCCGUGGAGGACUGCACCGCAGGAGACAGCCCCUGGCCGGCGGCGGCGGCGGCGGCAUCUGGCGCCUCUGCUGCCCUGCCGCUGAGCCUGUGUGCCGCAUGGGACCCCGCGCCCCCGCCCGCCGCCAGCCAGCCCUGCCCGGCCGACGCCUGCCCCUCACCGCCGCCCGCACCACCCAGCCCCACUCCGCCCAGCCCCACUCCGCCCGCGGCCGCACCCUCGCCGCCGCCGUCGCCUCCCCAGCCGCCCCCCUCUCCUCGGGCCUCCCCCGCCCCCCCGCCCUUCUGCACCACCUCCGACACCGCCGCCCUCCUGUCGCAGCUGAACUGGGGCGCGGCGGACUGCGACCCCACUGCCCCCUUCCCCGCCUGUGGCGAAGGCGAGCUGUGUGUGGCGGUGGUGGGCUGCAGCCAGUGGGGCUGUGACGCCGCCGCCGCCGCACAGGGCUCCCUCACGCAGCGGCCCUGUGUGGGCCUGUGCCGCCCCCUAGCCCUGGGCCCCCUGGCCGCCCGCCUCACACCCGACGGCCGCGCGGUGCGGCUCAGCCUCAGCGCCCCGGCGGCGCCACUGGCGGCGGUGGCGGCGGCGGGGGGCUCGGCCGCUAGUGCCGCCUCGGGUGUGGGGUGUGACCAGGUGUUUGCGGCGGACACGGCCGCACUGCUGGGCGGGGCUGGAGCCGUGUGCUGGCUGGAGGCGGACAGCAGCAGCGGCAGCAGCGGCAGCAGUGGCAGUAGCACCAGUGGCAGCAGUGGCCGGGUGCUGGUGGCGCGACUGGCGGCCAACUCGAUGGCGCUGCCCGGUCUGCCGCUGCAGCUGCGGGGUGCGGGCGGGGCGCUGGUGUGGGUGCGCGACCGCACACAGCCCUUCACAGGGGAGGUCACGCUGGACGCAUGUGACCCCUGUGCGCCGCCGCGUGUGGUCAUCAGCGGACCCGCCGUCCUCACCGCCGCCGCCUGCGACUCCCCGCUCCAGCCCACCUCCGCAUCUGCCUCCUCCUCCUCCGCCGCCGCAGUGGCGGUGUGGGACGCCUCCGCCUCCUCCGACCCCGCGGGCCGCGCCCUGGCCUUCACCGCCGUGCGCUGGUCGGUGCCGGAGGGCGCGGGCAGCCCCGGCGGCCGGGCGGUGCUGGCGGCGGCGGCCCUGCGCACCAACUUCGCGCCGGAGCGGCUGGUGCUGGCGUUGAGCGCGCAGGAGGUGCAGGCGCUGGAGGAGGGGCUGGAGUACAGGAUUCAGGUGGAGUUGACGUCCUGGCUGGGCAGCUCCGCCGCCGCCACCGCCUCCUUCCGCCGCGCGCCCACCGCCGCCCUGCCGCCGCCGCCAGUGUCCAUCGCGGGCGGCACCCAGCAGUCGCUGCGCCUCGGUGCCGGCCUGCGGCUGGCGGCGGAGGUGGCAGGCGGCGGCUGCCGCGGCCGCAGCCUGGGCUGGCGCUGGUCGCUGGCGCCCUCCUCGCCGCCACUGCUGCGGGCCGGCGGCGCCUGGGGCGGGCUGGUGGCGCUGGCGGCUGCGGCUUUGUCGGGUCAGUCGCUGUACAUGCCGGGAGCGGCACUGCGCGCCAGCGGCCUCAGCCACGGCGACAGACUGGUGCUCAGACUCACAGCCGCAUACACAGCUACAGCUGCCGGUAACAGCAGUAGUGGCAGUAGCAGUAGCAGUGGCAGUAGCGCUGCGGCUGUGACGGAGGUGGAUGUGAGCCUAGCUGUGGUGGGCUCGGAGCCGGUGGCGGCCCUGUCGCUGUCGGGCUGGGGCUCGGGCGGGGACGUGUGGGACAACGUGACGCUGGCGCUGGACGCAGCUGCAGGCAGCUACGACCCAGACCUUCUCCUUGGCAGCAGCAACACCGGCAGCAGUAGCAGUGCGCGGGCAGGGCUGAGCUACAGCUGGAGCUGUUUGCGGGAGGACCUCGCGCCCUGCUUUGACGCGGGCGGCGGUGGGGCCGGCGGCAGCUUCAGUGCUGACGGCGGUGUGUGGAGCGUGCCGCCGGGGCUGCUGGCGGCGGGCAAGAGCCACACCUUCACAGUCACGGUGACCAAAGGCGGGGGCUCGGGGCCUGCUGCUGCUGCUGCUGCUGCUGGGGCGCCCCUGACUGCCAGCGCCUCACUGACGCUGCGGCCCAGGUCGGUGGCGGGGGCUGUGUUCCCGCGUGCGGUGCUCAGCCGGCAGUGCGCCGCCGCCGCCUGCGCCGCGCCGCACCCCGCAGACCGAGACCUGGUGGUGCUGCUGCGGCUACUGCCGCCCCACGAUACCGCCGCCACCGCGGCGGCCGUGAACGUGAGCUGGUCCUCUCCUGACUUGGCGGUGGCGGCGGCAGUGGCCUCUCUGGGUCCGUCCACAGCCGCCGCCGCCGGCGACCCCGCCACCCAGCUGCUGACGGUGCCUGCGGCGGCGCUGCCCGCCGGCCGCAGCUCCCUCACCCUGGUGGCCAGCCUGAUGCUGGCGCAGCCGCAGCAGGGCGCCCUCAGCGGCACCGCCUCCCUCACCGUGCCACUCAACUCGGCGCCCUACUGCGGCCGCGACCGGGCCGCCCCCGCGCAGUGCCUGGCCCUGGCCCUGACCGGCUCCUUCCCCACCGCCGCCGCCGCCCUGCGCGCUCAGGACUGGGUGGACGACGCAGCCUACGACGCCGCCGCACCCGCACCCGACACAGAGCUGGCGGCGGCGGCGGCCCUGCGCUACGAGUUCGGACUCAUACGCCGGACCGCCACCACCACUGCUGCUACUGCCGCUGGCGCCAGCACUGUACGGCAGUUGUACGAGGUACGGCAGGUUGGCGCCGCCGCCACCGCCGUACUGGCGGGACUGCCGGUCGGCGAGGUGACGUUCUACUGCUGCGCUGUGGACGUGGCGGGUGCCCGGGCCUGCGCCGCACUCAAUGCGACUGUGCCGGCGCCCGCGGCGGUUGGGAGCGGCGGCGGCGGCAGUGGCUUUGACGCCGGCGCGGCUCUGGCGGCCCUGGACGUGUCGUCAUUGAGUGCGGCGGGCGACCGGCACACACUGCUGGCGGCGGCGCACCAGGCGGCGGCGCUACUGUCCUAUGUGAGCUCCGUCAGGGGUGGCAGCAGCAGUGCCAGUAGCAGCAGCAACAGCAGUAGCAGUGCGCCAGUGCUGUCGGCAGAGCUGGUGGCAACGCAGACGGCAGCGCUUGUGAGUGCCAUUUUGGGCACCGGCAGCAGCGUCACGGACAGCAACGAUAACAGCAGCACUACCGCGGCGGCUCUGCUGCUGGCGGAUGCGGACGAGGCGCGGCAGAUGGUGUCGGCGCUGGCGGCACUGGCUGCCGCCGCGGCGUCCCUGCUGCCGGACUCCGCCAAGGAGCCGCUCAUGAUGGCGGCCCGCGCCGCCAUGGCCGCACUCACGUCGUACUCCUCCUCCUCCUCCUCCGUGUCUUCUGGUGGCAUUGCAACCUCCGGCACGUUGUCGGCGGACGCCUCCUCCCCUUGGUCCAGCGCCGAAGCCACCGAGGGCUUUGUGACGGAGCUGUGUCGACUCGUCGCCGCCGCAAUGCCGGCCAGCGCCGCCGCCGCAGUCGUGGCGGAGGCUGGCGCCACCAACACCUCGGCACGGCGCGCGGUGCUGCACGAGGUCUACCCCGCCCGCCACCUGGCCGCAGACACCUCCCCCACAUCCGCCUCCGCCGCCGGCCCCCCCGCCUCACUGGCUGUGUCGCGGCUGGCUGACGUGGCUCUGCUGGCGGCGGCGGCGGGCGGCGCACUGGGUCGCCAGGCGGUGCCGGGCGGCGGGCCGGGCUACGAGGCGGCAGGGGAUGCCGGGUUGUACGUGUCAGCCGGCACAGCCCUGCUCAGCAGUGGCACCUCUGCCUCCUCGUCAGCUGGUAGCCAGCUGCUGCUGAGCGCUGGACCAGAGGCUGUAGAAGCGGCUGCGGCUGCGGCGCAGGGGGGCAGCAGCAGCAUGGGGCGGCACCGCCGUCGUGAGUUGCUGACUACUGCCAGUGCUACAGCCACCGCCUCCGCGGAUGCCUACCUGGUCCUGGCGGGCGCAGUAGCAACAGGCGCCGGUGGCUACAGCCUCAGCCUCACCUAUGCGCCCUCGGCCUCGGCCGCUGUGGCGUCUGUGGUGGCGGCGGCAGCGUCGGCCGCCGGCCUGGCCCCCGUGACCCCGCUGGGCGGCCUGGCGGUGGUGGGCUGGAGCCCGCUGACGUCAGCCGCCGCCGCCGCCGGGUCGCCGCCGGCCCUGGACGGCACCAGCAGCUACCUACAGCUCCGCCUGCCGGUCACCUCCACCUCCUUCAAUGCCUCCCGCACCGCCGCCUGCCUCGCCUACGACCCAGCCAGCGGCCGCCUCAGCGGCAGCCUGGCCGGAGUGGCGCUGCCGGCGGGUUCGGGCGCCGCCGCCGCCACCACACCGCCGCCGUGCGCCUUGGAGCGCUAUGACGCCGCCAGCAGCCGUGUGGUGUGCCGCUGCGCCGCCGUGGGUGCCUACGUGGCGGUGCAGGGCCCCGAGCAGCCACGGCCGCCCUCACCCGCACCCGGCAGCCCGGGUGUCAGCCCGCCGCCGCCGCCCUCGCCGCCUCUGCCGCCGCCGCCUGCUGGUCAGGAGCAGCUGGGGGGUACCAGUGCACCUGUGGCCACCAGCUCAGAUGCCGCCACGCCGCCAGAUGCAGCGGCCGGCUCCGACACGGGCGCCAUCGUGGGCGGCGUGGUGGGCGGGGUGCUGGGGGCGGCGGCACUUGCGGCGGUGGCUGCGGUGUUCGUGUUGCGCCGCCGCCGGCUUGGCAGCGGCAGUGGCGCAACCGUGGCGGCUGUGGAGGACGGGUCCCGGAGCGGCACCGGCCAAAACGGCGUGUCCUUCACUGGAUCCAGUGACGAGGUGGCCUCGGACAGCGGUGACACGGCCCCAGACAGCGGCGGCCUGGCGCCACACCCCACCUCGCCGCCAGCUGGCAAGCGCGCAGCCGGCACCGGGUAUGCCAAGGGCGCCGCACUCGGCGCCACGCCACGCACCGCCUCCGCCUCCGCGCCCCCCACGCCCCGGGCGCCCAGCUCCCCUCGCAGCGCGGCGCGCCUGUUUGGCGCCUGCUUCGGUGGUGGUGGGGGUGGUGGUGGGGGUGGUGGCACGGGUGGUGGUGGUGGCGGUGGCCGCAUAGGGUCGGCAAGUCGUGCGGCUGGCGGCACCCUGGAGGAGCAGUGGGCCAACCUACUGCAGGCCCCGCCUGCGGGGAGCCAGCGCCGCCACAGCAUCAACCUGUCGUUCGGCAUGGGCGCAGCCAACGUGCGUGUGCACAGCGCCACGGACCCGCCGGCCGCGGGGCCCUCGGGCCUGCACGGGGGGUCGGGGCCGGCCGGAGUGCACCCGGGCAUGGGGCUGGAGUCGAGGCUGCUGCGAGGUGCAGCUGGCGGCGUUGGUGCUGGCGGCGGCAGUGGGGCGGGCGGCAGUGGCGCGGGCGGCAGUGGCGCGGGCGGCAGCCGCCCCGCCAGCCGCAUGGGCAGUGCCACGCCGCUGGGUCCGGGCCUGAACGGGGGAGUCACCGGGGCCCCCGGGUACGGCAGGUCGUCUGGGGGGCCCGACCUGGCGGCAGGUGGCGGCGGCGGGGCACGCAGCCCGGCAGGCGCGGUGGCCUGGGGCGGGGGCGUCGGGGGUGCGGGCCACGGUGUGGGUGGCGAUGGCGCGGCUGCGGCCACCCCCCGCUCGCGCCUCAGCUCCGUGCACACCGCAGUCGCUGCCACAGUGGCCGCCGCGAUGGGCGGCGGCAGCCCGGACCCUCGCCGCGCCGCCGCCGCCGCUACAGCUGCUUCGGCGGGUGGCGGUGACGACAGCAGCGGCAGCAGCAGCGCCAAUCACUCGGUCGCCCCACUCACGGCGCGCAGUGGCGGCGGUGGGGGCAGCGGGGCGGCGGAGGCGCCUCCGCAGCCGCUGCUGCCGCUGCCCCGCGACAUUGCGAAGUCCGGCUCGCAGCAGCAGCUACUGCCUGGGGGGAGCGGGGGACAGCAGCAGCAGCAGCAGCAGCAGCAGCAGCAGGAGGAGGAGGAGGAGGAGGAGGAGGAGAAGGAGGAGGAUGGAUGCGAGGCACGCGGACCGGGUGAGGUUCCUUGAGUGCUUAGGUUUUAGCGAAUUGGAGUUUACGGUGAGGCAGCCAGAGGUGACCCAGCAUAGCUCGUGUGUGGUCCGAACUGUUGUGAAGUGGCAGCCAACGUGCGGAACGGAGUGUAUGACCAUAGCACAGGAGCACCACCGGAUGGAUUGAAAGCGGCAUUCAUCAAGUCAUUAAGCAUACGGUACCCGCUUACACAAGGGGCCGGCGUCGUAACUUAUUUCAAACUUGCGUACGGCGGCCUGCCUGGCCCCCAAACCUGGCCCCGUUCAGUACUCCUAUACCUUGACUCCUGCAUGUUGCAUUGAUGCCGCAUUGCAUUUAUCGUGAGCCCAGGGCUUGCAUUUUCGGCGAGCGGCAAGAAACAGGCCUUAACAGGCCCCCAUGCAAGCCCUCGCUUGGGCAUGUAACGGGGUGCAUUUUCGCUGCGUUGGGCUGCAUACGGUCCCUGAAUCACCGCUACUUCUUUGGGGGGGGGUCGUACUGCAUGCCGUGGGCAAGAACGCGGUGAGGGACCUUCUCGCCAGUAGCGGCGGCCUACUUCUGGAAGAUGCAAGCCCUGCUUGAGCCUGUACGUGGACGUGCGCUUACGUGCGUGGAUUGUGUGCGGAGAAGGCAAUAUGUGUGAGCGUGUGCCCGGAUGGCCUAGGUAGUAUGCAAACACCCAGAGCUGUUCUUGGGCUUUGGGCGUAGCAGGGGAAGCUACGUUGGGGCGCCAGUUUGGGCGAUACGGGGUCGCGAAGGUUGCCGUGAGACAACGCGGACAACCCGCGCCUUGAUGUGUGCCUCGGGUUACUUGCUGAAACCCUGCUGAAGUAAGUGCUGAAACCCUGCUGAAACCCUGCUGAAGUAAGUGCUGAAGUAAGUGCUGAAGUAAGUGCUGAGCUGCUGAAGUAAGCCUUUCUUUUGGACGACGUCCAGCGUGACCGUUGUGUUGUGGUCCCGACACCUAAAGGAUUGCUCCUUCGCUCGGCAAGAACCUCUUACGGCAGAAU